Molecule: messenger RNA, 421 nt
Organism: Dendrobium catenatum
Lineage: Eukaryota; Viridiplantae; Streptophyta; Magnoliopsida; Asparagales; Orchidaceae
Exons: 2
Coding region: 20-289 (89 amino acids)
Source: RefSeq, a predicted model, not a curated record
GCGUAUUGCACUUGAUAAAAUGGCUGCAUCUGCAGAUUUACCUCCUUUUGGUGCUGUUUCUCAGGUGGAUGAUGUUGUGAAUGAGGCAUCAAAGAUGGUAAAUGCUGAUGAAGGGAAGCUUGUGAAUGAAGAAGAGUUCCAGCAGUUGAUGAAAGAGAUUCUUGGAUGCAUUAUGCUGCAACUAGAAGGUAACCCCAUUUUUGUUUCUUCCAACUCUGUCGUUCAUGAGACUCUUAAUUCCCCAUCAACGCUUCUCCCACCAUCCAUGGCAAUACCUCAAGUUGGGUGAUUCAAAUCAUUUACAAGUAAAUAAAUAAUCCAAAGUGUAUGCAACCAAUUGCAAUCCAAAAUGUAUGGCAAUAAUAAGACUUUCCUUUCCUUGGGCAAUAAUAUGUAUAAUUGCAAUUUGCAUACUGAAUUU